Molecule: messenger RNA, 2234 nt
Organism: Ilex paraguariensis (yerba mate)
Lineage: Eukaryota; Viridiplantae; Streptophyta; Magnoliopsida; Aquifoliales; Aquifoliaceae
Source: the annotation of a GenBank genome assembly
AUGAACAUUUGGACAAUUCAAAAGUGCUAUGUGUUGAAGAAGAUUCGUUUGGCUAAACAAACAGAAAAAUUCAAGGACACUGCCCAUCAAGAGACAUUUAGUGGGGUUGGUGGAUGUGAUUUUCUGGGACCAUCUGUUCAUCUCUUAUUCAUUGAUUUCGAGGACUAUGUGUUGAAGAAGAUUCGUUUGGCUAAACAAACAGAAAAAUUCAAGGACACUGCCCAUCAAGAGAUGAAUUUAAUAGCAAAGCUAAAUAACCCUUACAUUGUGGAGUACAAAGAUGCAUGGGUGGAGAAGGAUUGCUGUGUCUGCAUUGUAACAAGUUAUUGUGAAGGAGGAGACAUGGCUGAGAUUAUAAGAAAAGCAAGAGGAAAGUUUUUCCAGGAGGAGAAACUCUGCAAAUGGCUUACUCAGCUGUUGCUAGCUGUGGAUUACCUUCACUCCAAUCGUGUACUUCACAGGGAUCUCAAGUGCUCAAACAUAUUCCUCACAAAAGAAAAUGACAUCCGACUUGGUGAUUUUGGACUUGCAAAACUGCUUAAUAAGGAUGAUCUUGCUUCUUCGGUUGUGGGCACUCCAAUCUACAUGUGUCCGGAGCUCCUAGCAGAUAUACCCUAUGGCUACAAAUCUGAUAUAUGGUCCCUAGGCUGCUGUAUGUUUGAAAUAGCUGCCCAUCAACCUGCAUUCAGAGCUCCUGAUAUGGCUGGACUCAUAAACAAGAUAAACCGGUCCUCCAUUUCUCCACUCCCAACGGUAUAUUCUUCCACAUUGAAAAGGCUGAUCAAAAGCAUGAUAAGGAAAAACCCAGAACACAGGUCAACGGCUGCAGAACUGUUGAGGCAUCCCCAUUUACAACCAUACCUCGUUCAAUGCCACAACUUAUCCCCCAUCUUCCUACCACUAAAUCCUAAAAACUACUCAAGAUCUAAAUCAACAAAAACUCGGCAGUCUGACAAGGCUAGAGUGGGUAAAGACAUCAAAUGUGGAAAGCGAAGACUGCCAAAGGAGUCUGAUAGUUUUCCUGAUAUACCAAAAGGAAAUCUGACCAAAACUGAUUUGCUUACUCCCUCUGAUUUCCAACAAGUUCUCGUUGAAACUAAAAUGGUAGAUCCUACCACCUGUGUCAAGCAAGUCUCUAAGACUGAUGAAUGUCUAAGGGUUAACACCAACUGCAUAGAGAAAAAUCAAAGCCCUAACUUAGCAAAUUCCUUGGGCAGUUCAUUGACUGAUUACGAAGAAGAUACAGGAUAUAAAGAGCUCAGUACUCACAAGCAUCACCAGCAAGCGCAAGUUGCUAACAAUACUGAAACUGUAACUGAGAGAUCCUAUCCGGAAAAUCACAAAAGAAUGGCAGCACAAAAUGCAUCUGCCAUGUAUAGCAACAGGCUUUUUGAAGAUGAAGGGUCAUUAGAAGCUAAAUCAGGAACGUCCUUGGGGAGUUCGCUGACUUAUCACGAAGAAGAUAUAGAACAUGAAAAAGAGCUCACUCCUGAACAUUACCAGCAUGCGCAAGUUUUUAAUAAUACUGACACAGUAGCUGAGAAUUCCGAUCAGGAGAAUCGGAAGGGGGUGGCAAUGCAAAAUGCAUCUCCCAUGUACAGUAACAGGCUUUUUGAAGAUGGACGGGCACUGGAAGCUAAGAAAGAAAUAAAAAAUGAUUAUGAAUCAGUACCCUUGUUCUCUCCACACCCAAGAGGGAUCCCUAAUUCAAAUCCAGAUAUUGCUUCCACUGGAAACACGAAAAGUACAGUGACACUUUCUUGUGGAUAUGAAUUAGGAGCAAAAGCAGAUGAUCUUCACCCCUCCAAGCUUACAGGAAAAGGAGAAUCUCUGGAAUUUAAUCAAACAUCUAGUGACACUUCUACAACGAGUCCACUAGCUGUGCCGCAUGGAAGCAAUAAUAGAAUUGCAUGGGAUACCCUGGGACAACAAAGAUCAGAAGCUCUGGAGUCACUACUUGAACUUUGUGCACAACUACUUAGACGAGAAAGGCUAGAGGAACUUGCAGGUGUACUAAGACCAUUUGGGGAAGAAGCCGUUUCAUCAAGAGAAACAGCUAUUUGGUUGACAAAAGGCCUAAUGAGUAUUCAAAAACAAGGUGAGGAAACCUAGUGGAAUUCUUCAUUAUUUCUUGUAAAUUAUUUAGCAUUAGUCCUGGGCUACUAAUAAAAAUGUAAAACUAACACUUGAUACCGGUAUUAUAUCCCAUCUUCCUCUCAUCCUAUAUCUUUCAA